CGCCGCGCCCGACCACGCCGGCGGCACUCUCAGCACCUCAUUCAGCGAGCAGGCAGCCAGCCACGCGCGACAGCAACAGGCUUUUUGGUGCACAAUCACGAGCCAGACGCCUAGCUUGCUGUUCCUCAAGCUCACUUGCGAUCAUGGCCUGGCGCUGCGGCUCACGCAGCAACGCCGGCCUCGUCGCAAACCUGGUGCGCGCCGAGCUGCUCACCGUGCCCUCGGUCAUCUCCGCCUUCGAAGCGACGGACCGAGCACACUAUCUGCGCCCACCGCACGACUCCUACGCCGACGCACCCGCGCCCAUCGGGCACAACGCGACAAUCAGUGCGCCGCACAUGCAUGCGUUGCUCGCGUGCGCUCUGGCGCCCUACGUCUCGCUCCAGGAUGCGAGGGUGCUCGAUGUGGGCAGCGGCAGUGGCUACCUGUGCGCUGUGCUCAGACGCGCGGGAGCGAAGCAGGUCGUGGGCGUCGAGCACAUCGCGGAGCUGGUGCAGCGUGCUGAAGCCAGCCUGCGCGACGAUGGCCUCGGCGCUGAUCUGGACGAGGGCAACGUGCAGCUGCAUGUCGGCGAUGGCCGUCAAGGCUAUCCCAGCUUGGCGCCCUACGCCGCCAUCCACGUCGGUGCCGCGGCGCCCUCAGACGUGCCGCCGGCGCUGCUGCAGCAGCUGGCGAGCCCGGGGCGCCUCGUGUGUCCCGUACAGGGCGCUGACGGGCAGCAAGAGAUCAUCCAGAUCGACAAGGACGAGCAUGGCAAAGUGACGCGCUCGUCGCUGAUGGGGGUGCGAUACGUGCCGCUGUGCGACAUGGAGGAGCAGGUGCGAUUGCGAUGACAUGGCUUCUCGGCCCUCUCUUGAAGCGUGUAACGGCUGCAUGCCGCAGCUCAUCGACCCAACCCCUCGAGUGAGCUCUUGAGACGCGCAAGCGUGAUCAUGAGCGCUUCCUCUGUGCGGAUCGUCCGACUGCCCUGUCCCUCCGCCACGUCGAUCCACGCAUCGAACAGCUCAUGUGCCUCAUCUGCGCUCAGUUGCACUCCCGCAUCCGCCUCGACCGCCACUUCCAAGCCACUGAGGCCGCCCAGCACCACGAGUGCGUGGUCAAAGGCCGGAAGCGGUUGCGCUUCCCGCGUCGCGCCCUCGACCUGGUACGGCACCGACGUGCCGAGCGCCGUCGCCGAGAGGACGUGCGUCAAAGGAGCGCCGCGCUCGGACGUG
Molecule: messenger RNA, 1214 nt
Organism: Tilletiopsis washingtonensis
Lineage: Eukaryota; Fungi; Basidiomycota; Exobasidiomycetes; Entylomatales
Product: protein-L-isoaspartate O-methyltransferase
Exons: 6
Coding region: 144-833 (229 amino acids)
Biological process (GO): protein modification process
Cellular component (GO): cytoplasm
Molecular function (GO): protein-L-isoaspartate (D-aspartate) O-methyltransferase activity
Source: RefSeq, a predicted model, not a curated record